AUGGAUCAGAAUAAUUUACCCAUGCCAAUUAAUUCAAAUACAAAGUCUUCUAAAUGGGCAGAAAAUAUCUGUUAUAUUCUGAUAAUAAUAUUUAAUCUAAGCACUUGGAUAGACUUAAAUAGUGUUUGGAUUGAAUUACCAUUAAUAAUUAAUAGCGCUCCUGAACGCUGGACACUACCAUCAACAUUAUCGUUGGUUAUAAGCUUUGCUAAUAUAUUUCCACUCAUAGUUGUUGUUUUACGUUGGAAAUUAGGUAAACGAUUUUCUGAAAUUCCUUAUAUUUAUAUAAUCAUAAUUGUUGGCAUCAUUGCGUGUUGUUCAAUUGGUUUAUUCUGGGAUUAUACAACAUGUUUUUUUGGCGCAGAACGUAGUGUUUCACUGAUAGGUGCAGUAUUUGCUUUAGCAAUGCUUGAUUGCACGUCAUCAUUGGUUUUUUGUGAUUAUAUGAGACAUUUUAAAGCAAAAUAUUUACAUGCAAAAUUUUUUGGUGAAAGUUUAACAGGUAUUUUGCCAAUAUUCAUUGCACUAGCGCAAGGUGUCGGCGGUGAAGCUCAAUGUAUAAUGAACAAUGUUACAUUACAUGUUCAGCCUAUUUAUUCUGAACCUCGUUUUAGCGUUUCAACAUUUUUCUUUCUCAUUUCUGGUAUUAUAGCUCUGUCGCUAAUAUCGUUUAUGGCGCUUCGAUUUACAUCAAUUAUGAAAUUGGCUAAUGCUGAUGAUCAACAUUGUCAACAAACUUCUAUAGAAAGCUAUGAGAAAUUAUUAGUAACAAAAGAAAAUAGUUCAGAAUCAGAAAAAAGAUCCUUAUCAGCACCAAAUUCAAUGACACAAAAGGAAUUUUUUAUCCUUCAAACAUCUAAUGUUGUUAAUUCUGCUUUUGUAUUUGGUUGUUUACCAACAUUAGUUACUUAUUCCCUAUUACCGUAUGGUCAAAAAGCAUUUUAUUAUUGCAAUAUACUUUUUCCAAUAUCCUAUCCAUUAGCUGCACUCUACGGUUUAAUACGUCCAACAAUAUCAACGUUUUGGAUUAUUAUAAGUUCAAUAUGUGGUUGUUUAAUUUGUGCCUUUAUUAUUGCUGUUGCUUUUCAAAGUCCUUGUCCAAUAUGGGCCGAUACAUUGCAUGGAGGAAUCAUUAUUAUUGCUGCUUGGUGUUUUUCGUCAUUUAUUCUUGCCUAUGUACGUGUUGCUAGUGGAAAUCGAAUUAAAUUAGCAUGGAAAAAAGACAACGGAUUAUUUUAUUAUGGGUUAAGUAUUCAAAUAGGUAUUAUCUUUGGUGUUGUACCAAUGUAUUUCCUCAUUAAUAUUUAUCAAUUAUUAAAAGAAAGACAACCAUGUGACAUAUAUUGUUUCUAA
Rotaria socialis is the source of this 1353-nucleotide messenger RNA. Lineage: Eukaryota; Metazoa; Rotifera; Eurotatoria; Philodinida; Philodinidae. The record is from the annotation of a GenBank genome assembly.